CACAUACAGGAAGGAAAUUUCUCAUUUUUACUGGUCAUACAAUUGAUUAUGCCGGAAGUUUGAGCCCAACACAGUUCAGUUUGCUCGUCAGGGUGACAAAUGACAAGGCCCCGGUUCUGAGCACGCAAGAAAACAACACUGUCGCUUUAAAUCAGACAGCAUCUGGCAGGAUGAGAGUGGGGGAAGUGUCAAAUGGUACCCGAAUGCGACGUCACAACGCAGCCAAUCCCAGGCCGGGCCUGCCGCCUCUCCUCCUCUGCUGCUCGGACGAGCGUGUUGUGCGCGGGUUGAUGCUGAUGCUGCUCGGCCUCAUCGCUUAAGGCCAUCAUGUUCCGUCACAGAGGCCGACAGCUCAAAGUCACUGGGGGAAGAACCGCGAUGAGCCCCGUGACGCCUACCAGAGGCGUGUCCUGCUCUUCAUGAGACCAGGAAACAAAGGCCCAAGUGGACCUUGACAAGGUGAGGAUGGCCAAGCGCGAUUACUUGGUGGAAGCAGCCAAGCAGAUUCGCAUGGCGCUGGACAGUGAGGUCAACGAGGACUAUGAAGCAUCUUUCAGUUAUUAUAAGAACGGCGUGGAUUUACUGCUCAAUGGCGUCCAGUUGGACCCAAACAAGGAGCGUCGGGAAGCUGUGAAGAGGAAGACGACCCAGUAUUUGAAGAGAGCCGAGGAAAUCUUCAUAACGCACCUGCAGGACAACCUCAGCAAAGGCAGCUCUCAUUUAGGGGGCUACAGCAGUCUGAGAUUCCGUCCGGUGAGACAUUUGAGUUCUCCUGUGGAAGAUCUGGAGAUGUGUAAGGUGGUGGGCGUGAGCGACAAGGUGCUAGUUGUCCAAAGCAUGGUUAAUAAAGAGACGUUUGUAGUCAAGAGUCUGAUGAAAUCCAGCUGGGAGAGCAGAGAGCAGCCGACAAUCAUUCCUCAGGGAGUGCCGUACAUGGUGAAGCUGCUGAGGUAUUACGUCAGCGAGGACACGGUUUACCUCCAUCUUGAACACAUCAAAGGUGGGAGGCUCUUUUCCAAACUUCACAAGCUGAGGAAAGAGCGCGCCAAGGAACACCCAGAAUGCAUCACACCUGGCCAGCACAACAUCAAGAUGAAGAGCAGCCACACCUCACCUGCGAUCUGCACGGAUUACCAGCGCAGCGUCAGCGAGGAAGGCGACCCUCCGAAAGUCAGUGACCGGAGCCCGGAUGUGGACGACCGGCGGUCCUGGGACGAGACCCAGCGGCGUCUGGACAGUUGCGGGACUCACUCCUAUAUCGAGGAGACGGGCUGCUUGCAGAACUCCCGCUCGGUGGCGUCGCACGCCGAGCUCGACCGUGCGACUUUGCUUUCGGGACCCGCAAGAACGCAGGUCGGCGCUCGCAUUCAUCCACCAGCUCCUACUUUGUGUUUGCACUCCUCUCAAACUCAGGACAAGCCCGCUCUUCCUCUGUCUUGCGCUCGCAUCAGUCAAGCUCUGGACGCCAUGUUAGAACUCGAUGAGAGCAAAGCUGGGACUGGACUAAUAGAGUGCAGCUCUGCCUUUGAAGUGGCUUGGAAGGCUGCAGAUCCGGCACUCAAAGGUGAUCAAACCAACGCCUAUGCAGUUACUACUGACAGCGACUUGAACACGGCACCUCAUCCAAAACUCACCUCGUGUAUAAAAAUGGGAUUUACAAACACUAGAAGUCAUAUUUUAAGUUCCUCUCCAGCCAUUUUGCAUCUUCCUCUGCAUUGCCAAACACAAGUUCACGGAAGGGCCUCUUGGGUCGCCCCUGGCUAUCGCCAGGAAUCGGUUGUAAGUGCAGCAGACGAGGUUACAAAGUCGGGCGCCAAGCAUUCCAGCAGCAGUCCCGCCUCGGAGGAGCGAAAUGGACUGGUGGUCCUUAAGAGCACGGACCAAGCUGUGUUCUCAGAACACCGGGAAGCACGGACAGGCUCGGGAAGCUCCUGGCCUUUAUCCGCGAGGGAUGACGUGAGAGACGGUGUAGAAGAAGCCUGUGAGCUUCUCACUCCAGAAAAUGUAGCCCCGACCACGGACGGACCCUUUUCCAGCUGGUACUCGCCUCGCCUCGUCGGAGCCCCGAAGAAGACUGAGGACUCGCCAGUGAGGACGGCCGACCGAGGAGAUGACCAGAUCAUUGAGGUGGAUGGAUGGUGCCACGUAACCCGUGCGGCGCUCAAACCCUCGGACAAAUCCGGCUGCCAGACCUGCUGGGGGCUCCCCGAAUCCGAAGUGCGUGUGUGGGGGGCCCAGAUCCUGCUGGCCCUUGAGAGCCUUCAUCAGCAGGGCAUCUUAUGUCGUGACCUCAACCCCAAAAACGUUCUGCUCACCAGCAACGGAAAGGUCUGCUUGACUUUUUUUGGACAAUGGAGUGAGGUUCAGUCGGAAAUCAACUGCGAUGCCGUGGAACACAUGUACUGCGCCCCAGAAAUUGGUGGAGUGUCCAGAGCUACAGAAGCUUGUGAUUGGUGGAGUCUGGGGGCCCUGCUCUUUGAACUUCUCACAGGAAUUCCGCUAUGGCAGCUCCACCCGACGGGCAUCACGUCCCACACUCAGCUGCUCAUCCCGGACCACCUGAGCACCGCGGCUGCAUCCCUGCUUUCUGAGUUGCUGCAGUUUGACGCCGGCUAUCGCCUGGGGUGCGGCGGUGGAGGUGUGAGCGACAUCAAGUGUCAUCCCUUCUUCAGCAGCGUCUCCUGGAAGGCUCUGAGCUGCUAACCCCGGUUAGGGGCAGACGCCGCUGAAACCGAGGCUUCUGUGAUGCACUAGAAGUGAAGAACAGACGUUGUGCCCGCCCCCCCACAAAACAGAAAGACUACCAACAUUAAUUUCCAUCAACAGCAUAUUCACAAAAUGGUUACAUUUUUAUAUAUUCAUGACUUUUUAAAAAAUAUUCAUGCUUAUCUACCAUUACCACCAUGCAUAUGACAUUGGUUAAUGUCGGGCAAUUUUUUAGACCACCUGUCAUGAAAAUAAGACAUUUCACACUCAACAGGAUCAUCAUAUCACCAGUCUCUGUCAAGAACAACUGGUAGUUGAAAAAAAAAAAAAGUUAUCAAAAAUAUAUCUGAAAUUAUUCUUAAUAGUGAGAAUCAAACAAAUCCCACUACAUUCAUUCACAAACUGAAAACGAAAACAACAAAAAAAAACUUUUGGUAGGAUCAAAGUAUUCAUAGUGCUGAUAAAAGGUGCAUGUACAUUUCAAACUGGAAAUUAUAUGGAAACAUGGUGGCAGUUUCCAUUUAUAUAGUACAUAACCAACUACUGUACUAUGUAUUUUACUUCAGUAACAGAUUCAACUGCAACUUUCCAUUCAACAGGGAUGAGAAUUACCAAUUUGGAAAAACAGUGAAAAUGUCUGCCUUUGGGGGGGGGGGGGGUUCAAAGGGGGGUGUGCCCCCCUUUGGGCACUAAUUUAUUUAUAAAACACACUGUUAAAUGAUGACCUCUGGUUACUUCUAACAGUGUAAAUACAGGGCAAUCAUAAUAUUUUUGAAAAUGUAAAAUAUGAGUCCAAGCAACCAAAAUAAUUUUGCUAAAUUUCAGACAUAAAAAUGUAGACUGAGUGAUAAAUCAAAUGGGCUACUGCACUUACAAGUUAUGCUUCAGAAAUAAGUACACAGUGUUUAUAUAAGAGAGAGAUCAUGAAAUAUAAAAGUGAGGGAUAAAAUGCGCGAUCUACAGGGCCAGUGCUACAGAUAGGCCUAAUCGCUUCAAGAGUUGCCAAUUAUAUAAUAUUUGAGAAAUUUACAUCCAACUUACCUUUGUGUUUCCUGGUUUGGAUAUGCUCCUGGAUAUUUUUUGCUCCUAUCAGAACACAGAGUGCACAGGACUUUGCCGGGAACGUCCACUUUUUGUAUGUUUUCGUUUAGACAUGUUGAUACAGUUUUCGUUCCUAUCUGCACGGUUACACUUUUUUCAAACUGUACCCAUCUGAAAGUUUUUUUACGCCGUGGUUUUUAUCACCUUCCCAUUUUUUCGCUCCAAGACUUUCGCCAUACCGGCAAACGUGCAGACCGCUCGAUAACAUGUGUACGUAUGUUUGUAAGUUAUAACUAGGCUGUAGUAAACAGAAUACUUCUCUAUGAAAUGUUAACAUCAGAGUGAAAAUACUGACGUAAUACCGCCAAAAUGCUACAGGAAAUCGGAAUGUUGUCAUUAUGAAUAUCGAUUUUAAUGCAAGGAGAGCAAUGCAAAGCAGUUUUCCGCUAUCACAGCUGACUAAUUUCACGACAAAUAUUGCCCAUACAUGCUAGCGGGGGGUCUGGAUCACAGCCUCGCCCCUCGUCAAGCCGUA
Syngnathoides biaculeatus (alligator pipefish) is the source of this 4282-nucleotide messenger RNA. RefSeq names its product ribosomal protein S6 kinase-like 1 (gene rps6kl1). The record is from RefSeq and is a predicted model, not a curated record. The transcript is spliced from 12 exons. Gene Ontology annotation, molecular function: ATP binding; protein kinase activity. Gene Ontology annotation, biological process: protein phosphorylation. Bases 466 to 2703 code for a protein of 745 amino acids. Lineage: Eukaryota; Metazoa; Chordata; Actinopteri; Syngnathiformes; Syngnathidae.